GGAUGAAUCUAUGUGGUGAAGAUGGUACCACCCAGAAUCCUGCUAGUAGCUAUCUUCCAGGUAUAUGCCCUCCUCCUUCAGCCUUCUUAGGCUCAAAAUGUGCACUCUGGGAUUGUGCUCGACCAGCACAGGGUGGGUUGGACUUUUGGCAGGUCUAGUGCAGUAGGUUUCAUCAUGACCUAGCCCUGAAUGAAGGCCUCCCGGGAAUGGAACCUGUUCUUAGGCCCGGAGGCAUUGGCCUGAAAGACGGCCUUCUCUUUGCAGCUUUUGGUGCAAAGGCUGAGGGAAAAGAUGUCGGUGUCCCAGAAUGCGAGGGAGCUGCAACCACAAAGUCUCCUUGGAAUGCUCCUGAACUCUUUGAUCUUUCGGUUCUUGAUGGUGAGACAAUCAGGGAGUGGCUCUUCUUUGACAAGCCACGUCGAGCAUUCGAGAGCGGCAACAGAAAGCAAAGGUCGUUGCCUGAUUACAGUGGGCGUGGAUGGCACGAGUCGAGGAAGCAAGUCAUGAACCAUCUAUGCCUCAUUGACAUUCUAAUGAAGGAAAUUCUAAUUUGAUUCCAAAACUCUAAUUUGAUUCAUCAAUUGCU
Molecule: messenger RNA, 586 nt
Organism: Linum tenue
Lineage: Eukaryota; Viridiplantae; Streptophyta; Magnoliopsida; Malpighiales; Linaceae
Source: the annotation of a GenBank genome assembly